Molecule: messenger RNA, 496 nt
Organism: Schizosaccharomyces japonicus yFS275
Lineage: Eukaryota; Fungi; Ascomycota; Schizosaccharomycetes; Schizosaccharomycetales; Schizosaccharomycetaceae
Product: 60S ribosomal protein L42
Exons: 2
Coding region: 101-421 (106 amino acids)
Biological process (GO): translation
Cellular component (GO): ribosome; cytosolic large ribosomal subunit
Molecular function (GO): structural constituent of ribosome
Source: RefSeq, a predicted model, not a curated record
CCCUAACAAAAGACAGUCACAGAAAACAUCCUUCCGUGAAGCAGACCGCAGCACUCAUCGUCGCACAACCAACCACCACCAGCACCUUUAACGAUACAAAAUGGUGAACAUCCCCAAGACCCGCAAGACUUUCUGCCCUGGCAAGCAAUGCCGCAAGCACACUGUCCACAGAGUCACCCAGUACAAGAAGGGUGCUGACUCCAAGGUCGCUCAGGGUAAGCGCCGUUAUGAUCGCAAGCAAAGUGGUUUUGGUGGUCAAACCAAGCCUGUCUUCCACAAGAAGGCUAAGGUUACCAAGAAGGUCGUUCUUCGUCUCGAGUGUGUCGUUUGCAAGUACAAGAACCAACUCACCUUGAAGCGCUGCAAGCACUUCGAGCUUGGUGGUGAGAAGAAGACUAAGGGUGCCGCUAUCCAAUUUUAGGUAGCAAAAUAAGAGUCUCUCUGAUCUCUUGCUUGUAAUAUUACAAGGAAAGGUGUGGGAUGUAUCUUUUGUAUA